Molecule: messenger RNA, 2394 nt
Organism: Colletes gigas
Lineage: Eukaryota; Metazoa; Arthropoda; Insecta; Hymenoptera; Colletidae
Product: nose resistant to fluoxetine protein 6-like
Exons: 12
Coding region: 1-2394 (797 amino acids)
Molecular function (GO): acyltransferase activity, transferring groups other than amino-acyl groups
Source: RefSeq, a predicted model, not a curated record
AUGACUUGGUUCCUAGCUUGUUGCUACCUGCUGACGUUGAGCUGCGUGGUUCACACGACGAUCGCCAAAGAUAGAUCGAACAUACUGCGUUUGGGUAAGUCGCGGGACAAGCUGCCGGAGACGACGGAACCGAUCGACUCGAACUUCACCGAUUACAAGGACGAGGAAACGCCGAAAGAACAGGGUCGAUUAAUUGGAUUCAGCAAGAACAAUCCGGAAUUGGAUUGGAAGAACAACUUGAAAUUGUUCGACAAGAAGGAGGAGGAUCGCGGCGAUCUGGACGUGGAUUUCAUGAAGGAGAAGCUCGAGAAAACGGCGAACAGUAUCCAAUGGCUUUCGGAUCUUUACGAUCCGUUAAAGUGGUCCAGAGUACCCGGAAAACUCGAGGGCGAUUGCAGGGCCGACUUGGAAUUCUUCUUGAAGUCCCUGAAGGAUGGGAAACCGUGGGCGGCUAAGAUGUCGGACGCAAGCGGCCGUUACUCGUCGCAGUUCCAUUUUGGAAACGGCUUUUGGCUCGGCUCGAGCAACCUUUGCAGAGAGCUGAACAUCACGGAAGCUCGGCCAGGGAUCGACGAAAGGCCGCCUUAUCCCCUCAAAUUCCACGUGGCCAGAAUGUAUUUGACUUUGCCCAAGGAGUUCGAGUUCUCCACACGACAGGUAUUUUUGGGCCUCUGUUUGCCAGCAACGUGCAACCGGACGUCGCUAACAUCGAUGCUGAGAGCUAGCGCAGAUCGGGUCGAGCGAGAGGGCAAUUCAACCUAUCGAUCGACCGGCCCGAAGAUUCACAUCGUUGCGGUGAAGCCUGUGCCUUCCAGCAAUUACAGUCCCUGGCUCGAUCCCAAGUUGUACGUCCUCUCAGGUGUCGGAGGAGUGUUGAUCCUGCUGAUGCUGUGCGCGGCGAUCUACGAAUACGGGACGCAGCCGAGCACGAAGGACGUCGAAUCCUCGAGCGUAUCGAACAAUAACGAGAGGCUCGACAAUUUCUCCAACAAAAACCUGAAUCAGGAUCGUCGGAUAACCAUGGGCGAGGACUGCGAGGGGAAGAGUCUGCAGAAAGUCCUGCCAGAUCGAGCGAAAAAAGAAGAUAGGAAAGGACCGUGGCUCAAGUGUCUGACAGCUUUCAACCCUAUCGCGAACGGAAGCAAGAUUCUGAGCACGGAACCACCGGCCAGGGAGAGUCUGACCUGUCUGCACGGUCUACGAGUACUCUCGUUGGGAUGGGUCGUCAUGGUGCACACCUACCUCCAGGUGUACGCCAUCGCAGAAAACAAGACGCUGCGCACGGUGACCGAGCGGAACUUCAUGUUCCAGACGAUCAGCAAUGCCACGUUUUCCGUGGACACGUUCUUUUUCAUAAGCGGCCUGCUGGUUACGAUCCUCUUCUAUCGAUCAUCCGGGAGCUUGAAGAGCGACAGCGACACGUUCCUAAAGACGUGUUUCAACAAAUUUAUCAUCAUGGUCCUGUACAGAUUUAUCAGAUUGACACCAGCGUACCUGUAUGUCCUGGGAAUCAACGAGAUCGCCAUAAAGCAGGCUCACGCGAGGACCGUGUUCUCGCCCGUGAUCAUCGAUCACAUCACCUGCGACAAGUUCUGGUGGAGGAACGCUCUCUACAUAAACUCGUUGUACCCUCGAACGGAAAUGUGUAUGCUGUGGAGCUGGUACAUGGCAAACGACACGCAGUUCUACGUUCUCGGGAUACUGUUGCUUCUUCUCUCCAUUAAAUAUUUAAAGGCCAUCGCGUUCACCGUUCUUUUCGUGAUCGUCUCCUCAUGGUUCACCACCUUCUUCGUGGCUUACUCCAACGACUACGUGGCCAGAAUCCAAGAACCGUUCGCCCUGUUCGACGAGCUCUACGAUAAACCCUGGCUGAGGGCCGGACCUUACUUUGUCGGCAUUAUCACCGGCUACAUUCUCUUCAAGACGAAUUGCAAAUUGAAACUGCCGCUGAUCGCGCGAACGAUCGGCUGGUUAUUAUCGGGCGGCGUGAUGUUCUCGGUAGUUUACGGCCUGUACCCCGGAAAUUUAACCGUGGGUCUGAGCUCCGUGUACGUCGCCUUAGGACACACCGCCUGGGCGAUGGGUAUAUCCUUCAUCGUUAUUCAAUGUUGCACCGGAUCCGCGCGAAUGAUCGACAGUCUGCUGUCGCUCCGGCUGAUAUAUCCGCUCUCGAGGUUGACUUACUGCGCAUACUUGGUGCACCCUGUCAUCAUGAUGAUCACUGUUACCCAGAUGGAUGGCCCGCUGCACCUCCACAACGAUCUUGUGCUCAUCCUGUACCUUGGAAAUCUGGUGGCUUCGUACUUGAUGUCGUUCUGUAUCUCCAUCGCGCUCGAGGCGCCCAUAGUCAAUUUGCUGAAGAUUGCUUUUAUCUCGAAGAAGAGGAUAAGGUAG